Messenger RNA from Arxiozyma heterogenica, 813 nucleotides. RefSeq names its product Cap1p (gene CAP1). Bases 1 to 813 code for a protein of 270 amino acids. Gene Ontology annotation, cellular component: actin cortical patch; F-actin capping protein complex. The record is from RefSeq and is a predicted model, not a curated record. Gene Ontology annotation, biological process: actin cytoskeleton organization; barbed-end actin filament capping. The transcript has a single exon. Lineage: Eukaryota; Fungi; Ascomycota; Saccharomycetes; Saccharomycetales; Saccharomycetaceae. Gene Ontology annotation, molecular function: actin filament binding.
AUGUCUGAAUUCAAAACGGUCAUCCAAAAUAUUAUUAAUGAUGCCUCCCCAGGUGAAUUAGAACCCAUUUUCAAUGAUUUAUUGACCAUUUCAGGGGUUAAUGGAAAGGAUACCAUUCUUAAUACCAUCCGUGAAUACAACAAAGAACGUGGGACUAUUGUUCAUUUGAAUGACAAUGGAAAACUCAUCAUAUCUAAUUAUAAUCAAUUUCAAAAUGAAGAAGAAGAAGAUACUAAGGAUAUAUUUAUUGAUUAUAAUAAUAAUGGGCAGAUUGUUAAAAUAGACCCAAUAACUUUAAAAGGUACAAUAUUAGAUAGUUCUGCAGAAACGAAAUCUAUUCCAAUUGACACUGCUUUGAAACAAUAUGUUGAAAAGAAUUUCCCAGGAACAUAUUCUAUUGCCAUGUAUCCAUAUAAUAAUGAGGGUAAAUACAUUAUUUAUAUUAUUAGUGAUAAAUAUAAUGAAUCAAAUUUUUGGAAUGGUCAAUGGAGAUCACACUAUAUAGUAGAUAUGGAUAAGAAUACUGUGGAAGAAGGGGAAAUUAAUGUUGAUGUUCAUUAUUAUGAAGAUGGUAAUGUCAGAUUCCAAUCAAAUAAAAAAUAUACAAAUGAUUUAGAUAGUGAUCAGUCUAUCGUUGAUCUUAUUGAAAAAUGGGAGACAGAUUUUACUAAUGAAUUAUAUAAACAGUUUGAAAACUUGAAUCAAAAACAAUUCAAAGGUUUAAGAAGAAAAUUACCUGUGACUAGAUCUAAAGUUAAUUGGGGGAAAGCCAUUGGCAAUUAUAGACUAGGAAAGGAUGCAGCUUCUAGAUAA